GUCACUUUAGUCAGUUAUUAUCUAGUCGGAGUUUCUGCUUGUGACAGGAAGCUGAUCUCAGAUUUAUUUCCUCCAAACUGAUCGCCUACUGUACAUUUUGAGAGACUCUCGUCAGUCGACCGUCGCGAUGUUCUGACUCCUCAGAGCUCCAUUCAGCGUCUUCUUCCAUCUGAAUCUUCAUCUGCCGCUGGCCCCACAGCCACCCCUGCAGCCAUGGCUAGCAUCCCAAGGAACUGGGUACUGAAGCCUCUUUCCCCCCUCCUUCAACCCUCAGACAUGCGCACCAUCGCCGGCCCGGCACGGAGGGAGUCCCCAGACUUGAGCGAUCCAAUCUUCAGCUCCGACAGCAUCUCCGUCACUGGUAGUCAUUCCUCAGUGGUCAUCUCCUCUCAGCAGGGUGACGGGUGCAGACACGUUUUAGUUCAGGUCGCUGUGUCGCAGGAUGGAGGGAGCGCCAGCGAUGAGUGGCAUCCCAGCAGCUGCAUCGAUCCCAGCAGUCCCAGCAGCAGCUCGGGCUCUCACUGCGGUUUCUACUCCUUCGUGGAGGAUCCGUCUAGUCCCGAGGCCGAGAUGAACGAAGCCUGGAUGCUCUCACCGCAGCGGCAGACUCAGCUGUCAACCUUGAAGAAGGAGAAAGGAUUCAAACUACAGACCUACACCAGCAUCCAGAAGCCAGAGAGUCUUUUUGCAAAGAGCGAUGGAGACUCACAGUACAAAGUGGAACAGAAGAACGGCAACAAAGUAAUCCGGAAGGAAGAGGACAACCAGCUUCGGAGGGAGAUCAUUCGCUGCCAAGCACCAAAGAAGAACCCCACAUUUAAAGAUGAGCUGAGUGCGCUGAAGGACCUGGACCUGAGCAGAUCUACCAAUAAACUGAUAGAAGGUCUCAGCGUGAGUUACAGUACUGUCAGCUCCAGAACAGAACCUCCCUGCCUCGCUGAUUACGGGUCCAUUGACAAGGAGCAGAUCAACUUCAGUGCUGCCCGACAACAGUUCCUGAAGAUGGAGCAGGACCGGGUGACUGCCCUGUCCAGCCCUCUAAGGUCCUCAAGAACACAUCUGAAUGUGUCUCUGCAGCCACAUCCUGAUAUGUCCUCAUCAGAGCAAAUGGAGACAUACGAAAAUUUGGAAGUGAGCGAGGAUACAACAACUUCUAUAACGACGGAAGAAGAUGAGAUCUACCCAGAGAAGGAGCUGACAGAGAGUCUUAGCCGGCCAAGCAGUGUGUUCGAUAGCCUGGACCCUGACCUGGAGGAGCUGACUGUGGAGGUGGGCGGCGGCUACACCAGUGAUGAUGGCAUGUUCUAUGAUGGCACUCAGCAAGAGAACAGGAGCUGCAAGUCCACCAGCGACUAUGAGACCCCCAUUGAAAGGGAGAUCCGGUUAGUUCAGGAACGUGAGGAGAACCUGCGGCGCUCUCGAGGGCUGAAGCUUACCGACAGCAGAGCCGAGAUGGUCGAGAUAAAAACCAAACGUCUCCAGUCACCACUUACGCCUGUCAAAGCUAAAGAGAAGAACCGAGUGAACUUUAUCAUCCAGCGUGAGAUCCAGGAGGAGAACCAGAAGAAGGAGGAGCCUCAGCAGCAGGAAGGGAUCCUAGUACGACACCGUCUAGAUCCUCUACCGGAGCUGGAGCUUGACCAACAAGACGAGGACAAGAGGACGGAAGAAAUAACUCAUUCUGAGUCUGGAGGAGCAGAAGUCUUCCUGUCACCAUGCUGUCCUCAUCGACACCCUAACAAAACCGAGAACAUCAGCAGAAAGAGUUCAGCUCCUCCUUCCUUCUCUGUGAGGGGCUCAGAGGUGCAAACAACUUCUUCAUCCUCCCACUUCUCCUCCUCCCCCGCACUGACACCUCGGCUUGGUACCACGUCGACCACUCCUUGGUCCUGGAGGGAGAACCUGGAGUCAAAUGGCCUGCAGUCCAGAGGAAAAGGAGCUCCAGAUUUCAUCGAGAAGGAGAUCGAGGAGGCCCUGAAGCGGGAACAGGAGCUGAGGGAGUCCAGGGAGGAAACUGAUAGACAGUUCUUCUCUCCAGCUCCUCUGUUGGAACAGGCCACCAAAGUGGCCGUCAGUCAGUUCUACCCACCUGCCAACACAGAUCAGCCCAUCAGUGUGUCCUCCACGUCUCCUCGUCCCUUCAUGUCCUUUAUCACGGCUCAGCCCUGGUCCUCCCCACCUCCCCCCUCUUCUUCCCCCGCGGCGGUCCGGUCCCCUCCUCCUCCCCUUAGAGGUCUAUCGGAGACUCUGCUGCAAGACUUCAAGGAGAGACAAGUCAAAGUGAAGCUGGAGGAGAGCAUGUACGCAGGAAUUCUGCCGGUUGACGACGUGAAUAGCGAGGUGGUUGAGUCGACUCGAGUCAUUCGACAUAAAAACCAACGCGCUCUGCGCUGGGAAGCUGGAGUGUUCUCAAAUCAGGAGGACCAGUGAGACCACCAGGACCAGGACCAGGAUCUGCAGGAUGACAUGGUGACUCCUCUUGGUCGUCUCUUCACUAACAGGACUUUUCUCAGAUUUUCUCCUUCAUCUUAAAUUAAAAUGGUUUUAAACUGGAAUGUUCUAAAGAAACGGCUGUUCCUGAUUGGUCCCCUCUCCUCGUCCAAUCAGCUGCAAGCUGCUGAGUAAAGCCUCAAAGAGAGGUUAUGUAUCUGAUUUAUAGAGGAAAUGAAGUGAGUAAAGAGCAAUUUGUUUGAUCACCUGAAGAUUUUUUCAUAAUUUUAAACUCGUGCUUCUAAAAAUGACACAAUAAUAAAAUCAAACUGUCCUCCUAUCUGUUUAGAUGUCAAAAUAAGAGAUUUGUGUAAUAUGAAUUCUAAAUAACAAUAAAUUAAUGUUCAUAGUGAAAACGAA
This is a messenger RNA of Cyclopterus lumpus (lumpfish), 2850 nucleotides long. RefSeq names its product mitotic spindle positioning (gene misp). Bases 214 to 2430 code for a protein of 738 amino acids. The transcript is spliced from 6 exons. Lineage: Eukaryota; Metazoa; Chordata; Actinopteri; Perciformes; Cyclopteridae. The record is from RefSeq and is a predicted model, not a curated record.